GCCACCAACAAACACACACAAACAGAGACACCUGUACACACACAGACAUGUACAUACAUACACACACACAUACACACACAGAAACAUGUACACACACGCACAGAGACACAUGUACACACACACACAUACAGACACAUGUAUACACACACAGGCACGUACAGACACGCAGACACAUGUACAUACACACAGACACAUGUGCAUACAUACACAGACACAUGUACAUACAUACACAGACACAUGUACGUACAUACACACAUACACAGGCACAUGUACGUACAUACACACAAGUACAUACACAGACACAUGUACACACACAUGCAUGUACAUAUAUGCAGAGACAUGUACAUACAUACACAGACACACACAAACACACACACAUGUACACACAAACACACACACACACCCUAUAAAAAGUUGCAGUACUUCGUUGUUCACUCACAGAGCCGUGUACUGCACUCUAAGGAAGGGCAGAGAGCACAGCACACACUCCUUGCUUUGCUUUCACUGCACUCAGCUAUUCAGCAGUCUGACGGCUCCCAGUGACAAUGACAGAUCCAGCCUGAGCUCGGAGCCUGCUCAGCAAGACGGCCCCGGGGGAUACACUCGCCCCCACCAUAAUUUCCACUCGCCAUUGGCGAGCAGGCGAGUGGAAAUUUCA
Staurois parvus is the source of this 658-nucleotide messenger RNA. NCBI's taxonomy places the organism in Eukaryota, Metazoa, Chordata, Amphibia, Anura, Ranidae. The record is from the annotation of a GenBank genome assembly.